Puma concolor (puma) is the source of this 1653-nucleotide messenger RNA. Lineage: Eukaryota; Metazoa; Chordata; Mammalia; Carnivora; Felidae. The record is from RefSeq and is a predicted model, not a curated record.
AUGGAUCAUCAUGUUUCCACCAUCAAACCUCGAAGGAUCCAGAACCAAAAUGUCAUUCACCGCCUGGAACGCCGACGGAUCAGCUCGGGCAAGGCAGGCACCCACUGGCAUCAGGUCCGAGUAUUCCAUCAGAAUGUCUUCCCCAACUUCACGGUCGUCAAUGUUGAAAAGCCUCCUUGUUUCUUGCGUAAAUUCUCACCUGAUGGACGCUACUUUAUUGCUUUCUCUUCAGACCAGACGUCUCUCGAGAUCUAUGAGUACCAGGGCUGCCAGGCAGCCGAGGACCUACUGCAGGGCUAUGAGGGGGAGAUCCUGUCCAACGGCAAUGACCAGCGGUCGGUCAGCAUCCGCGGCCGGCUCUUUGAACGCUUCUUCGUCCUGCUGCACAUCACCAACGUGGCCGCCAACGGUGAGCACCUGAACCGGGAGUGCAGCCUCUUCACUGACGACUGUCGCUGUGUCAUCGUGGGCUCAGCUGCCUACCUCCCGGAUGAGCCGCAUCCUCCUUUUUACGAGGUGUAUCGCAACAGUGAGUCCGUGACCCCCAACCCCCGGUCCCCUCUGGAGGACUAUUCCCUCCACAUCAUUGACCUUCACACUGGCCGCCUAUGUGAUACGCGCACCUUCAAGUGUGAUAAAGUGGUCCUGUCGCACAACCAAGGGCUGUACCUGUACAAAAACAUCCUGGCCAUCUUGUCAGUGCAGCAGCAGACCAUCCACGUCUUCCAGGUGACCCCUGAAGGCACUUUCAUUGACGUGAGGACCAUCGGCCGCUUCUGCUACGAGGAUGACCUCCUCACCGUGUCAGCUGUCUUCCCUGAGGUGCAGCGGGACAGUCAGACGGGCAUGGCCAGUCCUUUCCGAGAUCCCUUCAUCAACUCCCUCAAACACCGGCUGCUGGUGUACUUGUGGCGCCGGGCGGAGCAGGACGGGAGUGCGAUGGCCAAGAGGCGCUUCUUCCAGUACUUUGACCAGCUGCGGCAGCUGCGCAUGUGGAAAAUGCAGCUUCUGGACGAAAACCAUCUGUUUAUCAAGUACACUAGUGAGGACGUGGUCACCCUGCGGGUCACGGAUCCAUCACAGGCAUCUUUCUUUGUGGUGUACAAUAUGGUGACAACAGAGGUGAUUGCUGUGUUUGAGAAUACAUCCGAUGAGCUUUUAGAGCUCUUUGAGAACUUCUGUGACCUCUUCCGUAACGCCACCCUGCACAGUGAAGUCCAGUUUCCCUGCUCAGCUUCUAGCAACAAUUUUGCAAGGCAGAUCCAGCGCCGGUUUAAAGACACUAUCGUAAACGCCAAGUACGGAGGGCACACGGAGGCAGUACGCCGGCUGCUGGGGCAGCUUCCCAUCAGUGCCCAGUCUUACAGCGGUAGCCCCUACCUUGAUUUGUCUCUCUUCAGCUACGACGACAAGUGGGUGUCCGUCAUGGAGCGACCCAAGACUUGUGGAGAUCACCCUAUCAGGUUCUAUGCCCGGGACUCUGGUCUGCUCAAGUUUGAGAUCCAGGCAGGCUUACUGGGCCGCCCCAUCAACCACACAGUGCGGCGCCUUGUUGCAUUCACCUUUCACCCUUUUGAGCCUUUUGCUAUUUCCGUGCAGAGGACUAAUGCCGAGUACGUUGUCAACUUCCACAUGCGACACUGCUGCACGUAG